AUGAACAUGAACGUGAUUUACGAAGAGAAAGAAGAAGUCUCUGAAUGCGUCGACAUUCCGAUGAAACAACAGAAGAGUGAAAGACGCGGCUCCUCGAUCCGCUACUGCAGCAGUUUUCCGAGUUCUGGCUACCAGACCGACGAGAUGUCUAGCUCGGAGAACUCGCAGGAGAGCUUCGACAAAGAAGUCAACAACAACGACUCUUCGAAGGCGAAAGAUAUCAAGCAGCUUCGACGAGUUCAGUCAACUCCCAACCACUUCAGCCAGGAGUCGAGGGAAGAAGAUGACCUUUUCGACGAUCUAAGCGACUUCCGGCACAUGAAAAUGUCCGAGAUCGACAUCCUGGAACAGCCGGUGUUCGAAGAAGAAGCCUUCGAUUCUUCAUCCUCUUCGCCGUCUACGUCUCCCAAGCCCCUGAUGAUCCCUCACCAGAGGCACCCGAGACAGAGAUACAACUCAUCAUCUAUCAGACGAACUCCUGUUGUUCCAGGAUAUGUUUCGGAGCUCAUCGAACGACGGGAGAGCCUUAGAGUUCUCCCUGAAGGUCGAUCGAAAGACAACACUUGUAUUCGAAAAGCUCUUCAGUACAUUACAGACCCCUUGAAUGUACUUGUGAUCGGUCCACACGACUCCGGAAAAACGACCCUCAUCAACUCGUUGUUGAUGUCUGUAACUGGCGAGUGGGUGGAUCGAGCUCCUUACGGCACUGGGCGCGCUCACAACUUGAAUCCCGUUGUACUCUACGAGAAUCCAGAACAUCACCGACGUCAUCGAACCGUCUCGGACGCCAAUAACGGCGGCUAUCGGCCACGCCAUCGACACUUUGACCCCACGUGGAAACGAUCUGCUGAGGAUCACUGCGGUCGAGUAGUCAUGUGGGAUACUCGUGGAUUCGACACGAUCCACGACGAAGCUCACCAAGCUCUGUUGCUUCGCUACAUUCUCGAGGGACGCCUUCACCCGAGCAACCUCAGCCAGGCGCUGCUUUUGCCCGACGAGAUUUGCAAGAAGCGAUAUCGAACGCCGAUGAAAGACAGUCAGAUUGACAUGAUCUUGUACGUUGCGGCGGCGGACGAGCGCCCAAAUGUAAAUCUCUUCAAGGCGAUCAUCCGCGCCAAGGAAGAAUCCAAGGAUGAAAAAGCAAUGAAGUGCCCGAUCAUGCUUGUCAUGACCAAAUUCGACCUCCUCGAUGAAGCUGAAAGUGCUGCCGUAAACGACAACAUUUUCUUCUAUCACCCAAGCUCUUAUGGGUUCCAUGGAGAUGUCUUUUCCCCCGAUUUCGACCUACAAGACGAAGAAGUUUUGUGGAAAAAGGUUCACUGCUACGAAUCGAAUUUGAAUCCAGUGAUUGACCGACUGGAAACAAAUCAACCCGACGAAAAGAAAGACGAAAAGCUCCUAAAGCUUUUCAAAGAUAUCAUUGACUACUCUUUGACGCCAACUGGCAAACGCCGAUGCUCUUCAAGUUCAAGCAAAAUCUUCCACCUCGCGCGAAAUACCGGACAGAAGCUGCUAAGCCGACGGCUCAGAACCAUCAGCAUCUGA
Messenger RNA from Oikopleura dioica, 1545 nucleotides. Lineage: Eukaryota; Metazoa; Chordata; Appendicularia; Copelata; Oikopleuridae. The record is from the annotation of a GenBank genome assembly.